AUGAACGUACGGGAAAACGACACGGAUUUCCACGUAAAAUAUAAUUAUUCUAUUAAUUAUAAUGAUUUUAACGAAAUACUUUACUCGGAAAAAAAUGUUGAAAAACUUAAAAAUGUUUGGAUUCAAUGGUUUGAUGAACUUGAAAAUCAAAAUAAAAAAACCAAAUAUGAUUUUGUACAACAGUUAUCAAUAUUAGAUUUAGAAGCAGAACAAAAUGGUGCUGAAGAAUUGGCAGAUUAUUGGUUAAAAGAUGUUGAUGUGACUUGGAUAAAUUAUGAAAAAAUCAAAGAAUUAUGGGAUGGCAUAUCACCUUUGUACAAUAAAUUAAAACAUUUUAUGAUAUCAUUAAUUGUUCAAAAUUACGGUACGAAAGUUUUAGAAGAUGGUAAAUUCAUACCUCCACAUAUUUUAGGAUCUGUAAAUAGUCACGAUUGGGUGACGGCAGCUGAAAAAUUAGGAGCUUUUGAUAAUUUGGAUAUUUACAAAGAAAUCAAAUCCAAAUUGGAAAGUAAAAAUUUCACAGAAUUGUACGAAAUAGCUGAUAAUUUGACAUCGGAACUACAAAUAGUAUUAUAUGAAGCUAUGGAAAGUUUUGCUAAAUUAAGAGCAAUAUGGCCGAAAAAUUUACAAAAACAUGAAAUGUUAACGAGCGAUAAUAAUAAAAAUGAUGAAAAACAAAAAAUAUUUAGUUUGAUCGUGAGCGGUCUCGAUAUAAUCGCAAGUCUUCCAUAUUAUUUAGUCAGCGAUUUAUGGAGAAUAAAUGCAUUGCAAGAAAUUGAUUCUGCUGUUGCGGAAAAUGCUGCUGAAAAUGUUGGCGAAACGACCAUAACACCAACAUUUUCACCAAUGUCGAAUUACACCAGUGGACAAACCUACGAAAGAACCUACGGGACUACAAAUUUAACGGCAGAUUGGUGGGACUACAGAAAACAAUAUCAAGGUAUCGGAUCACCUGAUGGUAAAUUUUACGAAGAUUAUUUGCUGGAUUCUACGAUUAUUUGGAAUAAACCAUACAUAAGCAAAUUUUUAGGUAAAUUAUUACAGUUUCAAAUAUUGGAAAAUUUAGAAUCUAAUAAUUUCAGCUAUUCGACAAUAAAUUUUGCAGGGCUGUUAAGAAAAGGCAAAUCGAAACCUUGGCAAGUAUUAGUUGAGGAAACAUUUAACAUAACUGAAAUCUCAUCGAAACCACUUUUAAAAUAUUUUAAACCACUAGAAGAAUAUUUAGAUAAAGGAAUCAAAUUUAAAAAUCAAGAACACGUGUUUACCACGGAUGAAUUUAAUUUCGUACCACAAAGUUUAAAUUCAUUAAAUCCUACGAAAAAAAUUUACGGUAAUAAAUAA
Molecule: messenger RNA, 1341 nt
Organism: Pediculus humanus corporis (human body louse)
Lineage: Eukaryota; Metazoa; Arthropoda; Insecta; Psocodea; Pediculidae
Exons: 6
Coding region: 1-1341 (446 amino acids)
Biological process (GO): proteolysis
Cellular component (GO): plasma membrane
Molecular function (GO): peptidyl-dipeptidase activity; metallopeptidase activity
Source: RefSeq, a predicted model, not a curated record